CAACAAUAAUUUAGUUUUCUAAAGAAAACAAACUUAAUAGAGUUAGCACUCACAUGUUUAAAUAUCUUCAGUAUCUAAACAUAGACUAUUCUAGUAAUUUUAAUCAUAUCAUACGAGUAAUGCCAUCGCAGAAAAAUCUUGCUGAAGUCUGUAAGAAAAACUUCAAAAACACAAGUCUCAGUUCACCACCACAAAAAAGCUGUAAAACAAAAUGGAAUUUAAAUUUCAACUACCAUUUCAGCUGUCUGCUGAAGCUACAAGCUUUCUUGCCUUAUUUCUAUUUCUCUACUGCCUCUACUGUCUGUUUCAACAAAAAAAGAGAACUGAUACCAAGGCGAAACCUCCCCAGCCUUCUGGUUCUUGGCCUGUUAUUGGCCAUCUACAUCUUCUAGGAGAGCUUCCUCACAUAACCUUGGGAAAAUUAGCAGAUAAAUAUGGUCAAAUCUUUAUGAUCAAGCUUGGUAUCCACCAAGCUUUGGUGGUGAGUACAGCAGAGAUGGCGAAAGAGUGCUUAGGCGGCACCAAUGACAAAGUAUUCUUAAAUCGUCCUCAAAAAAUCUUUAUAGAACAUAUGGCUUACAAUGGUGCCAUGUUGGGCUUCAGCCAAUAUGGCCAAUACUGGCGUGAGAUGCGUAAGAUUACCACUAUCGAGCUACUGUCUGCCCAUCGGGUAGAGAUCCUUAAACAUGUCAGGAUAUCUGAGGUAAGAUCGGCGAUGAAGAGUAUAACAGUUGCUAGGUCUGAAUCAACUGACAUGAAACAAUGGUUUACUGAUAUAAGCAUGAACACUAUUGUAAAAUUAAUUUCAGGCAAGUCAUUGAAGAAAUUCUACCAAGGGGAGGAAUAUAAUAGGUGUGUAAAGGCAUUCAGGGAUUUCUUUGAAUUGGCAGGUGUAUUCGUCCCUGCUGAUGCACUGCCCUUCCUGAGGUGGUUUGAUAUCGGAGGGUACGAGAAAAAAAUGAAGAAAGCAGCAAAAGAGAUUGAUCAUAUAGCUCAAAGGUGGUUAGAUGAACAUAAAAACAGAAGCUCUAAUGAGGCACAGAGAAAGCUGGACUUCAUGGAUGUGAUGCUUGGUAUUUUCGAGUCUGGACAGGAAAAGCCUUCCAAAUACGAAACAGAUGCAAUUAUCAAAGCCACUUGCACAGCAAUGAUUUUAGCAGCAGCAGAUACCACAGCAGUAACCUUAACAUGGGCACUGUCAUUGCUACUCAACAAUAAAGAAGUUCUGAAGAAGAGUCAAGCUGAACUCGACAUCGUGGUGGGCAAAGAAAGGCAGGUGGAAGAAUCAGACCUCAAGAAUUUAGUCUACUUGCAAGCAGUUCUCAAGGAGACUAUGAGACUAUACCCUGCUGCACCCCUUUCAGUCCCUCGAGAAGCUAUUUCAGAUUGUAUUGUGAGUGGUUACAAUAUUCCAGCUGGGACACAACUCUUUGUCAAUCUUUACAAGAUACACAGAGAUCCACUAGUUUGGGAAAACCCUUUAGAUUUUCACCCUGAAAGGUUUCUCACAACUAAUAAAGACUAUGAUGUGCGAGGCCAGAGUUUUGAGUUUAUGCCUUUUGGAAGUGGAAGGAGGAUAUGUCCUGGUAUAUCUUUUGCCCUUUCGGUCAUGCAGUUUACACUAGCUAAUUUACUCCAUGGAUUUGACAUCUCAAUUCCAUUGGAUGAAACUGUUGACAUGACUGAGGGUUUCGGAAUAACCAACCUCAAAACUACACCACUUGAGGUCAUCCUCACCCAUCGCCUUCCUUCCAACCUUUAUAAUGACUUUACAAUGGUUGUUGAUUGAUUAUCAUCUGUGUACCACCUUUUCUUUUCUGCACUAAUAUGUUGUGCAGCAAUCAGUAAUAAUCACUACAAUUUUAUAAUUUACAUUAAGCUACAUAUUUUGGUCAUUCGAAGAUGGCCUCCCUUCUUA
Messenger RNA from Chenopodium quinoa (quinoa), 1918 nucleotides. Its product is annotated as cytochrome P450 CYP82D47-like. The record is from RefSeq and is a predicted model, not a curated record. The transcript has 2 exons. Lineage: Eukaryota; Viridiplantae; Streptophyta; Magnoliopsida; Caryophyllales; Amaranthaceae. Gene Ontology annotation, biological process: defense response to other organism. Gene Ontology annotation, molecular function: heme binding; iron ion binding; oxidoreductase activity, acting on paired donors, with incorporation or reduction of molecular oxygen. Bases 212 to 1789 code for a protein of 525 amino acids.